This is a messenger RNA of Lottia gigantea (owl limpet), 525 nucleotides long. RefSeq lists its product as hypothetical. The record is from RefSeq and is a predicted model, not a curated record. The annotation marks the transcript as partial. NCBI's taxonomy places the organism in Eukaryota, Metazoa, Mollusca, Gastropoda, Lottiidae. The transcript has a single exon.
CACUGCCUGACCCUUCAACAAACAGACAUCACACACACACACACACACACACACACACACACACACAGCCUGACCCUACAACAGACAUUUCACACACACUGCCUGGCCCUUCAACAAACAGACAUCUCACACACACUACAUGACCCUUCAACAGACAUCUCACACACACUGCCUGACCCUUCAACAAACAGACAUCUCACACACACUUCCUGGCCCUUCAACAAACCCACAUCUCACACACACUGCCUGGCCCUUCAACAGACAUCUCACACACACUGCCUGACAUCCAACAAACAGACAUCUCACACACAUUGCCUGGCCUUUCAACAAACCGAUAUCUCACACACACUGCCUGACCCUUCAACAAACAGACAUCUCACACACACACACACACUGCCUGACCCUUCAACAAACAGACAUCUCACACACACUGCCUGGUCCUUCAACAAACCGACAUCUCACACACACUGCCUGACCUUCAACAAACAGACAUCUCUCACACACACACACACACACACUGCCUGA